Molecule: messenger RNA, 994 nt
Organism: Drosophila mojavensis
Lineage: Eukaryota; Metazoa; Arthropoda; Insecta; Diptera; Drosophilidae
Product: 23 kDa integral membrane protein
Exons: 5
Coding region: 187-840 (217 amino acids)
Cellular component (GO): membrane
Source: RefSeq, a predicted model, not a curated record
AGUUUUAGUUCGCUCGUGACCGUCUACGCUCGCAGUUCUCAACAUUCUGCUUGGGAAUAAAAAAUUCAAAUAAAUAUUGCCCAGUUUUAGUCUAGACUAACUGUUGCACGUGCCGCUAAUCAGCUCAGAUUUGUUUACAAUAAUUGCUUUCAAUUUUCCGUAACACAUUUCCGAUUAUUUGCAAUCAUGGGCUGCGCUACGGGCACCAUAAAAUACUCCUUGUUUCUCUUCAACGCAUUAUGGGCGAUACUUGGCAUAUUGGUCAUAGUAUUUGGCUGCCUUGGCUGGGGUGCCAUGCCACAGCAAUAUGCCAUCGGCAUAAUUGUGCUCGGCGGCAUUAUCUUGCUGAUAUCAAUGUUUGGCUGCUUUGGGGCCAUCAGGGAAUCGUCGCGCAUGCUCUGGACCUAUGUUUCCCUGUUGUUAGUGCUGCUCGUGCUGAUCGGCGUCUUCAUCUUCUUCAAUACGCGCGAUGUAUUCAAGAAGUAUGCCAUUAAGACGGUUGAGGACCAUUGGCAGCAGGAGUUGACUAGGCCGGGCAGCAUGGAUCUGAUACAAAAGACAUACUCAUGCUGUGGACGCUAUGGAGCUGCUGAUUAUAUUCCCAUCGGUCGUAGAAAUAAUACAGUGCCGUCUAGUUGUUGUAAGUUCAACAAUUGCCUGAAUCCAUUGAACGUCUAUCCAGAUGGCUGUCUGGCCAAAGUGGAGCUCGCCUUCGCCGAUGAGGCGACCACAUCGCGAUACUGUGAAUGGGGCCUGCUGGGCUUCGAUCUGGUGAUACUCGGAUUGGCCAUCAUUCUUGCCAUACACUAUUCGAAUCGCAGACGCCGCUAUAACUACUAAUCGUGCCUGAUUAGUUAUAGUAGUCAAACGAAUCGUACUCGUAGCACCUCAAGUAUAAGCGUCACCAAUGUACCUUCUUCAUCAGCUUUGCGCCAUGUGUUCACUUGCCAAGCAACCCAAUGAAUAAAAUAUUAACUAAACUCGAAUAAACAAA